AUGUUGGUGUGGUGCAAGUGGCAGCGGUAUCUGUACUGGCCAGCAGUGGUGAAAGCAGUGAAGAGGAAGCACUGGAGGGCCUGUGUGCUCUUCAUAGAUGGCACCACAAAUGAGAAGAAAAAAGGUUUCUCAGUGUUUCUGAAGAGCCUGAAGCACUUUGACUGUGAGGAGCUCAUUGAACAAGCCAAGGAGAACUAUUCCAGGGAAAUCAAGUGGUGCCUCCAGCUGGAGCUUCCUGGCUAUUGGAUCCAAGUGGGCUGUCAUUCUUUACCAGGUCCUUCCCUGGAGUAUUUUGCUGCUGAUAUCAGCUACCCAGUGAGGAAAGAGGGAUACCACAGUGUGGUGCAGAUGGCAUUCCCAAACACAGGGGAGGAAGGGGCUGGACAGUCUUCCUCAGACACCUCCCCCCAGAAACCUCUGAGGAAGCUCCUCCCUGACAGGACCAGAGCUGCCAGGGACAGGGAGAAAGAGAAGCUAGUGGACUUCAUAGUGAAGACCAAAGGGGCUGAAGAGCAUCUCCUGGCGAUCUUGAAAACUGGGAAACAAUCCUGCGGGCUGAAGGAAUUCCUGAAUUCCAAGCGGUACAUGACCUAUGUGGAGACUUAUUUGGAGGAUGAGGAGCAGCUGGACCUGGUCCAGUAGCUGGUUAGGUAGCUGAAGAAGAUGGACACCAAGAACCUGCACCAGAUCCUGGGGGAUGGCAUCAGAUUCAUUUCAGAUGUGCUUUUACCUGAUGCCAUCAUCUGUGUCAUUGCUGCUGUGGGUAACAUCGAUUAUGAGAAGGCAGAAAAGAAGUACAUUAAAGGACCACUGGUGAGGAAAAGAGAGAGAGUUGUUUGA
Molecule: messenger RNA, 840 nt
Organism: Agelaius phoeniceus (red-winged blackbird)
Lineage: Eukaryota; Metazoa; Chordata; Aves; Passeriformes; Icteridae
Source: RefSeq, a predicted model, not a curated record